Meleagris gallopavo (turkey) is the source of this 1400-nucleotide messenger RNA. RefSeq names its product poly(ADP-ribose) polymerase family member 12 (gene PARP12). NCBI's taxonomy places the organism in Eukaryota, Metazoa, Chordata, Aves, Galliformes, Phasianidae. Gene Ontology annotation, cellular component: nucleus. The record is from RefSeq and is a predicted model, not a curated record. Gene Ontology annotation, molecular function: NAD+ poly-ADP-ribosyltransferase activity; RNA binding. Gene Ontology annotation, biological process: response to virus; positive regulation of mRNA catabolic process; positive regulation of type I interferon production.
CGCGUGCGUAUGGCGCAAUAACCAGAAGGAAACGCUGCUCAGCUCCACUCCUUAUGGGCCUGUGGCUAGUGGGAAGGCAUCCCUGACGUCCAGCAGCGGCGCUCCAGCUGGCCAUUUGUAUUUUAUUUCUGAAGGUCUUAUUGCGUGCUAGGGUCCUCUCCCAUGUGGACAUAGGGUUCAAAGGGCUGUGGUGACGCAGAGGCACGUGACUGACACCCGUCCGUCACGGGAGGUGGCUGGGCAGCCCGCUGGCAGCACUCCUGUUGAAAUUCCUUGGGCUGCUGUGAGCAUCUCCACCACAGACCCUUGCAAAUUCCACAGCAAAUUCAGGGGUGAGGACGCAGCCAGGCACUGACCAGUUCUCCUGUGCUUGUGGUGCCUUCAGACCCUUCUGUUCAUCCUCAGAAUGACGUGUGCCUGGUAUUGGCUUGAUGACUUGGGGCAGUGGAUUGAAUAUGGGAAAGAGCACCCGAUUUACCCCCGUGCCACAGUAAAUUCUGCAGAUCUGGAGGAGGCAUUUCUAGCUGACCAGAGAGGCACUCUGACAUUUUGGGCUGGUUCUCAGAUAUAUGAAUUAAACUUCAAAGACAUGGUCCAAAGAAAUGUGGUCUAUUCAACUCAAAGAAAAGUUAUGCGGCUGCCAAAAAAUUUGUACUCUCAACGUGAGCAGGACAAAAGCCUGUGUACAGAGCCAUCACGUUCACUUUAUCCUCUGGAAUGGGACCAAUCAGCACUGCCUGAAAUUGGGUACAAGUUGGUAGAUGUUGGCAACACUUCCAGUGAAUAUAGAAGAAUUGAGAGUCUGUUUCAGAAGACAAUGAAAGAUUACAGCAUCUGCCGGCUGCAGAGGAUCCAGAACCCAACACUUUGGCAAAUUUUUCAGUGGCAGAAGGAGCAGAUGAAGAAGCUCCAUAAAUCAAACUGGGUGGAUGAGCGGCUUCUGUUCCACGGGACAAACCCAUCUCAUGUGCCAGCCAUCUGUGAGCAGAAUUUUGACUGGAGGAUUUGUGGCACUCAUGGGACAAUGUAUGGAAAAGGAAGCUACUUCGCCAGAGAUGCCAGUUAUUCUCAUGAGUAUUGUUCCUCUAAGAUCAGCCGCUACAGCAUGUUUGUAGCUCAGGUUCUUGUUGGAAAAUUUGUUCAAGGGGACUCUGAAUACCUUCGUCCUCCACCCACACCAAACAAUCGCAACAGACUUUAUGACAGCUGUGUGGAUAAUCCAGAAAACCCUUCCAUCUUUGUCAUCUUUGAGAAGCUCCAAAUUUACCCUGCCUAUAUCUUGGAGUACAGCAGUAGUUCUCUAUGUGUGAUCCUUUAACGAAUGGCAGAAUAUUCUUUGUAUUUACACUGAAACAUUUUAAUAAAUCUUUUUGUUCAUGUUUGUACAGUUUUAGAACUUG